AGCUUAGGACACUAGCUUGUGUUUAGCCAGUAACUCUUUGAUCACGGACUUGAACUACAUCGUGUCGAAAAGAAAAAGCAAACAUGAAAGGCAUCGUAAUCGUACUUGCAAUUUGUCUCGUCGCCGUCUUGGGUGAGCUCACAGACGAACAAAAGGUAAAAUUGAGAGAGCAUAAAGAAGCCUGUAUCACUGAAUCUGGCGUUGAUCCAACCGUGGUCGAAAAUGCGAAAAAAGGGGAAAUACCGGAAAACGAUGAAAAGCUUGCCUGCUUCAGUACCUGUUUGUUAAAGAAAGCGGGAAUUAUGAACGAUGCCGGAGAUAUUGACUGGGAGGUAGCUCGUAGUAAAUUGCCAGCAGAAGUAACGGAAGAACAAGCUGAGGAAAUACAUAACGCAUGCAAAGACAUCACUGGAACUGGUUGCGAAAAGGGACACAAUGUGCUUAAAUGUUUUAUCGAAAAGAAACGAUUCUAUCUUUUGCAUUAGCGAAUAAGACCAAACAUGACAAUAAAACCUAAUUGGAUCUAUUAGUCAGAUCUGUCGUCUACGUUUAGAUGACAUUAAAAUAUUACCUUGCACAUUCAUGUAAAUGAUAAUGUAGAGUCGUAUUGAUGAAAAAAUAAAUAUACGUAUCGUUUCAGCAUAAAA
Molecule: messenger RNA, 647 nt
Organism: Vollenhovia emeryi
Lineage: Eukaryota; Metazoa; Arthropoda; Insecta; Hymenoptera; Formicidae
Product: B2 protein-like
Exons: 5
Coding region: 84-485 (133 amino acids)
Biological process (GO): sensory perception of smell
Molecular function (GO): odorant binding
Source: RefSeq, a predicted model, not a curated record